Messenger RNA from Giardia duodenalis, 2916 nucleotides. RefSeq lists its product as uncharacterized. Lineage: Eukaryota; Fornicata; Diplomonadida; Hexamitidae. The transcript has a single exon. The coding region runs from base 1 to 2916 and encodes 971 amino acids. The record is from RefSeq and is a predicted model, not a curated record.
AUGUACACUACUGAGGCACAAUUUAAAGAACAUGGGAUAACAGCGACCUUUAAAAAGCGAGCUCCCUACCCUCUUACAGAAACUCAAUUGUCAACUCCUUUACCCACCGUUCUUGAGCUCAAUGGGAAACGGAGAUACCUUUCCGAUAUACAGCUGGUUAAGCAGGAGUUACAAUCUCUAAUAGCUUCUCGUCAUACUCAAAAGAAGAUACCAGUCACCCCGAAUGCUAGACCACCUGUUCAGUCAGUUGUGCCUUUCAGUCGUGCUGCAUCGUGCGGAUCACAUCAGGAGACCUUUUCUUACGGUAACACUCGGCACGAGACAAAGCAAGACUCAAGGGCAUUUGAAGGGAAGCCAUCCUUUGUUUCAACUGGUAGAGCCUUAUCACAGCCCUUCGGUGGUGCCAUGUCACUAUCUACUAGCUAUUCCUCUAAUGCUAUAUUAUGCCAAGGUCACACUGAGUCAAGGCUGGAGUGCAGGCAUUACUUCGAUAAUUCGCCACUCCAAGUCUCUAAUAGAUGUUAUGAUAGAUUGGAGCUAGGCAAUAUAGAUACACCGCUCUCUCAAGUAGAUACCUGUGACCCAGACCCCAACGACAGACCUGAAGUAGAGCUAGGGACAUUUGCUGGCCAAGUAGCAGAUAACACAGGAGAUCCAAAUGAACCUGCAACAGCCUUAUCCACCCAGUCCUUCAUUGGCUCAGCAUCCACUGAUGGACCCGCAGAAGCAGAUUUACACAUUGGAGACCUAUUGACAUCAUGCAAUAGAUCUAUAGAAGAGAACUUUGCGAUCAACUCUCAGAAUAAGAUUGCGCUAAGUAGAAUCACGCCUUUGUCACGAGAUACAACAGCGCCCUGUUCUGCUCCCUUGAUUGUUCAGUCAUAUCUUCUUCCAGAAAGACACAUGUUACACUCUAGCAGUAAGGGCGCCACGAUCAUGCCAGAGAGGAAUGCACGAGUAUUGAAAGAUGUAGACCUUGUGGAUUGCUGGACUAUGACAACUGACGCUGAUAGCACUCUCGCUACCAAGAAUAGCCUUCUCAUUUCUGGUGUUGGGAGUGAGCUAGUCAUCGGAGUGACAGAGCAGAGAUUAGCACCCACUGUGCCACACAUUAAUGCAAGGAGACCAUUCAAUCGCCUGAGCAAGCAAGAAGAACCAUCUAGAAUAGUGGGAAAGCAACAAGUGGAGCAUUUGGCGGAGGAGUGCUGUGUUCCUAACCCUUCCAAGCAACUUAGCUUUAAUGGAGAUGAUAUAACCAGCCGAGCUACUGAACAGCAUAACGUAUCGAGUGCUUGUGUAAAACAACACUUGAAUUUAGUAACAGACACAGUGAAAAAUGAGCUACUGGCUAGCAAUGUUAUUUCAGAAGACAGUUUGGAGUCACAAAGCAGACCUAGUAAGACAGUAGUCGAAAGCCAGGCGGAGCCCACAAAAGAUAGUCUUUCUGACGAGCUUUCUAAUAACGUGAUCAGCAACGCUCUUGCACUAGCGCCCUUAGUACCUUUGUCUAAUGAUAUUGCUAUUUAUAGAACAGGAGAGGAUGGCACCGUAUUCGAAGAGGAUCUUGAGGAUAAUCGACAGCUAGAAUCAAAGAUAGGCGAGGAAGGCUCCUCCUAUGAUGACAAGGAUGAUGCUUUUCUUGAUAGCCUGAAUCACAUGCGGCGCACUUACGGCAUAGAGAAUGCGUACAACAAUUUUGGCGCCUUCUUAUCGAAUGUGUCAGACUUUAUAAGAGAUUGCUCUGUGGCUUUAUCUAAUGAGCCACUUAGCUCUCUUUCUAAUGAUGUUAUGCGGCGGAAUCCGUUGCCAUCGACACUUCAAAUCUCCGACAAUCCUCUAUCAAAGAAUCAAUCUCGUCUAGGUACUGAACGCUUUGCACAAUUACGUAAAAGUAAAAAUAAAAAGCCGACUACCACUAGUGCUCUACCCCCCAAAGAGGAUAUCAUAGAGAAGCUCGACACGUUGCCACUAGCACCCUUGCAAGAUCCUGCAUCAGGAACUUCGGUCCCUGCGGAUACCAUGACACAAGAGGAUGAGGUGCCUAGUUCUACUGCUCCCUUAGUGAGCGUUGAGCAGAUACAGGUACUGAAUCUUCCUCAACUUCGAGUCGUAGCAUUUCCUAACAAUGCUAUCAAAGAAGAAGCAGUGUCACUAUCACAUGAGGAGCACACUAAUCUUGUGGAAAUGUCUGGAGAAAAACCGUUCCUACCUCCUCUAGAACUCCAGCCACAAUUGCCCAGCCUCACAGCUUCAACUGGAGCUUCCUCGCCUAGUUAUACCAUCACUAGUGGGCGCCAAACGUCAUGUAUGCAGCCUCCGAAUACACCUCAUGUACCUGAGUAUUUACGUAUCAGUCCUCCGUCUACGCGAGGCUCCAGCAAAGGUUCACAGGGUCUAUGCAAUAGUUUGGAUCUUCUUAGCAGUAAUACCUCUUUGCCACAAGCACUUGAGGCCAAGCCUUUCACACCGCGACUUCCGGGAUUUGAAGAAGGGAGCAGAAACGAUGCUGCAAUAUCUUCUGCUUUUGAGACACUGAAACUAAUCGGCUAUACGUCAAAAGGCCGUGGUACUGCAGUUAGCCGUUCCUCAUACAUGCAGCUUAGGGGUCGUCGUGCUCCGUCAACCUUACAGACCUCAAGCUUUUCAGUUAUUGAAGGGCCAGGAGCAUUUUCGUCAGCCACGCAGCGCAAUACCGUUAAUGAGGUAGGAGUAGGAUGCGAUCCAAACCGACUUAUCCUGUCACGCACUGCCUUAGAGGACUUGAUGGACAUGUCAGAUAGCGACUUAUCUGCCCUUCGUACAAACACACUACCUACUAACGAGGCCAGGAAGGGCCCGGUCCAGCAUACCGGCAGAAGGAUGGUGGAGCCUGGGAUGAAGUAUUUACUAUGGCAGGUGCCUUCGACAAUCAAUUGA